AUGUUUUUAUUCUCUUUCUUUCCCUUUUCUCUCUUAUUUUUUGCCUUUCUUUUCUUUUUUGUCGUACUUUCUGUCUUUCUCUCUCUCUCUCUCUCUCUUUCUUUCUUUUUCCUUAUCUUUGUCUUUCAUCCUUUUUGUCUUUUUUACUUUCUUUGUUUCCUUCUCUAUUUUCUAUCUUUCUUUCUUUCUUUCUCUUUUUAUCGUUUUAUUCUUUCUUUUAUUUACCCUUUAUUCAUUCAUUUCUUUUAUAUCUUCCUUUCAACCUUUUUUCUCUGGCUUCCUUCUUGUCCACCUUCCUUCCUUCUUUCUUUCUUUCUUUUCUUUCUUUCUUUCUUUCUUUCUUUCUUUCUACCAAACUUCCGAGAUUAUCUAUCUAUCUAUCUAUCUAUCUCAGUGAAUUAUUCUCUAUCUAUCUAUCUAUUUACUUAUCUAUCUGCCUGUCUGUCUGAUUGGUUCGUAUCUAUCGAUUUAUUGAAUGCUGUUCAUAUCUAUCUAUCCAUCUCAUAUUUCUGUUCAUAUCUAUCUAUCUAUCUAUCUAUCUAUCUAUCUAUCUAUCUAUCUAUAGCAAUCUGUUCAGAUCUAUCUAUCCUAGUCUCUUUAUAUCUAUCUAUCUAUCUAUCUAAUGAUCUCUUUCUAUCUAUCUAUCUAUCUAUCUAUCUAUCUAUCUAUCUAUCUAUCUAUCUGUCUCUUUGCCGCUUUCUAAAUCUAUCUAUCUAUCUAUCUAUCUAUCUAUCUAUCUAUCUAUCUAUCUAUCUAUCUAUCUAUCUUUAUACAUCAGUCCUCUUAUAUGUAAGUAAUUUCAUUUCAUUACUUUAUCUAUCUUUUUAUAUCCCCUUUACCAUCAUUUUUCCCCUUCUCGGUUUAAUCUAUUCUUAUUUUGCAAUCGAUCAAUUCAUCGAUCUCUCACUUCCUUUACUAUCUCUUUCUCUCCUUCCUUUCAUUUACUUUGCUUCAUUCUCUCUUUCUCGUCUUGCUUUAACUCUUCCUCUAUCUGUUACCUCAUAUUUUUUCUUUCUUUUCUUUCUUUCUUUCUUUUCUUUCUUUCUUUUCUUUCUUUCUUUGUCUUCUCCCUCUCUCUCUCUCUCCCUUUCUACUGUCACGUUGUUUGACCCAUUCCAUCUUUUUCUUUCACACUUCCCCUUCUCUCUCUCUCCUGCCUCUCUCCGUCUCCCUCUACUUCUCUCUCUCUCUCUCUCUCUCUCUCUCUCUCUCUCUCUCUCUCUCUAUCUAUCUAUCUAUCUAUCUAUCUUGUUCAUUCAUUUAUAA
This is a messenger RNA of Acanthosepion pharaonis, 1266 nucleotides long. NCBI's taxonomy places the organism in Eukaryota, Metazoa, Mollusca, Cephalopoda, Sepiida, Sepiidae. The record is from the annotation of a GenBank genome assembly.